AUGUCGUCUAGUCGUUCUCGAGGGUCACUGGGUACAUCUCAGUAUAGUGAGCGAAGAGAGUUCGAUAGUUUAUUUAGAGAUUUCAACGAAAUGAUGCACUUGACUGUACGAGGAAUUACUUUUGCAACAGAAGCGGCAACAGACCUUGAAGAGGCUGAGGAACAAGAAGAGCUCAAUCAAUUAGAUAUUAUUACGAGAGAUUAUAUUGAUCUAGAAAAUCAACUCACUUUUCAAAGAACUGCGCUUAAUAACCUUAAAAUUAAGUUUGAUGCAGGGCACAAAUUUGCAAGUGAUAUUUUUAGAGAUCUUGUGGAAGAUUAUGAAUCACAAUUGGAUGAUGCUUUAAAAAA
Racocetra persica is the source of this 350-nucleotide messenger RNA. The record is from the annotation of a GenBank genome assembly. NCBI's taxonomy places the organism in Eukaryota, Fungi, Glomeromycota, Glomeromycetes, Diversisporales, Gigasporaceae.